AUGUAUCUAUGGUUAUUUCAGCAUCUCCGCCCCUUCACAAGAAACUCUAAAAAUUCCAUUGCAAAUUCCAUAGAAUUCCUACACAAAUUACAAGGAAUCACAAUCUCAGCUGAUGAAAUAAUGGUCUCUUUUGACAUUUUCUCCUUGUUCACAUCUGCACCACUCGAUGUAUCAAGACAAUGUACAGAAGAACUUCCACAAUCCUACCCGACGGAUGUCCCUUCAACUGCCUUACUCGAACUUUUGGACUUGUGCUUAGAGACCAACUUUUCUUUCGACAACAAAUAUUAUCAGCAGCUAAAUGGAGCUCCUAUGGGGUUACCUAUAUCAGGCUUUCUUGCUGAGGUGACAGUGUGGAGAUUCGAGGCCAUAGCGCUUCCGCUAGUCAGUCCUAAGUGUUGGCUGCGAUAUGUUGAUGAUACCUUCGUUAUCGUGAGAAAGGAUCAACUGGAAAACUUACACAACGUACUCGAUGCCACGCUUCCGGGAAUUAAAUUCACGCUUGAAAUGAAGCCAACGCCAAACUCCCUUUCCUCGAUGCCCUUUUACAACGACAACUGGAUGGAACAUUACGGACAACUGUCUACCGCAAAGAAACGUAUCCAGAAGUCGUCCUAA
This is a messenger RNA of Dibothriocephalus latus, 618 nucleotides long. The record is from the annotation of a GenBank genome assembly. Lineage: Eukaryota; Metazoa; Platyhelminthes; Cestoda; Diphyllobothriidea; Diphyllobothriidae.